AGUUCCAGAGCCAUUGUUGGUAGCCACCUAAUCGACACACUGCGGAGUGCAAUGGCGAUUCCAGUCAUCGACUUCUCCAGGCUUGACGGCGAUGACAGGGCGGCCGCUAUGGCGGAGAUCGCCGCCGGGUUCGAGGAGUGGGGGUUCUUCCAGCUUGUGAACACUGGCAUCCCUGAUGAGCUGCUGGAGAGGGUGAAGAAGGUGUGCAACGACUGCUACAAGCUUCGCGAGGAGGGGUUCAACACGUCCAACCCCGCGGUCAAGGCCCUCGCCGCCCUGGUGGACGAGGAAGGCGAAGGCCUUGCCAUGAGGAAGGUCGAAGGCAUGGACUGGGAGGAUGUCUUCACCCUCCAGGACGACAUGCCAUGGCCAUCCAUCCCUCCAACCUUCAAGGAGACGAUGAUGGAGUACAGGAGGGAGCUGAAGAAGCUAGCGUUGAAGAUGCUGGGCGUCAUGGAGGAGCUUCUCGGGCUAGAGGAAGGGCACAUCACGAAGGUCUUCUCCAAGGAUGGUGACUUCGAGGCCUUCUACGGCACCAAGGUGAGCCACUACCCGCCGUGCCCGCGGCCGGAGAUGGUGGACGGGCUGCGCGCCCACACCGAUGCCGGCGGCCUCAUCCUGCUCUUCCAGGAUGACCGCGUCGGCGGACUGCAGGUGCUCGGCCGCGACGGCCUCUGGGCCGACGUCCAGCCCGUCGAGAACGCCAUCGUUAUCAACACCGGCGACCAGAUGGAGGUGAUGAGCAAUGGCCGGUACAAGAGCGCGUGGCACCGCGUUUUGGCCAUCCGCGAAGGCAACCGCCGUUCCAUCGCUUCCUUCUACAACCCGGCACGCGCAGCCAGCAUCGCGCCUGCAAUUCCCGCCGCCGACGACUCCAGCACCGGCGCCGACUACCCGAGCUUCUCGUUCGGCGACUACAUGGACGUGUACCUUGAGCAGAAGUUCCAGGACAAGGAACCCAGGUUCACAGCAGCAGCGGCAAUGAGCAAGAAAAGGAUGAACUGAUAAGCCUGAGCCAGCAGCCAACAUGUCUGCACCUGCAAAGCUUCAGUUCCUUCUCCUUAUAAUUAAGUUACUCGGUUAAGUGUGCAAUUACAGUACGGGUUUGUACGAUAAAUAUAGGUUGUUAAGUACAGAUAUGUUUGUGCCAUGCGGCAGUCUCAGAGCCAUAUAUACAUAAAUAUAUGGUGGCAUAAAGACUGUCAGAAUGUGCUGUGGUCAACAGAUGCCAGAGUGAUUUGAAGCUUGGAAUGGCAUCU
Molecule: messenger RNA, 1259 nt
Organism: Lolium rigidum
Lineage: Eukaryota; Viridiplantae; Streptophyta; Magnoliopsida; Poales; Poaceae
Product: 1-aminocyclopropane-1-carboxylate oxidase-like
Exons: 4
Coding region: 52-1005 (317 amino acids)
Molecular function (GO): dioxygenase activity
Source: RefSeq, a predicted model, not a curated record